CUGCUUGGGCGGCCUGCCAGGAGCCGAGGCUUGGAGCAACGAGCGGGCGAGGGUGGAUGCAAAUCGCACGCUGCCCUCUGACCUAGCUGGUCUGGGGCGCUCUCGUCCUGCUCCUCCCUCUCCCCUCUCCGUCUCUCUGGCCUUUCUGGGGCGCCGCCGCCCUUCGCCAGGUCUUCGCCGGCGACGGUUACACACCAGGCUGAGCAAAUAUUCUUCCGCCAAUGGCGAGGGAACCAAGUCCUGAAAUAGAUGACGAACUUUUCAAUGAAGUUUAUGGGAAAGCAUACAGUGGCCCAGUUGCAUCAGCUGCAAAUAGUGCGACUCCUAAAGUAAAUGCUGAGAAGAGGCCCCUGACUCGUGAUAAGUCCGAUGAUGAAGACGAGGCCCCAGAUCCUAAUGCUGUUCCUACGGACUUCACUAGCCGAGAGGCUAAGGUCUGGGAGGCUAAAGCUAAGGCUACUGAAAGGAACUGGAAGAAGAGGAAGGAGGAAGAAAUGAUUUGUAAAAUAUGUGGAGACUCAGGCCAUUUUACUCAGGGUUGUCCCUCCACACUUGGGGCAAAUAGGAGAAAUGCAGAUUUUUUUGAAAGAGUUCCAGCAAGAGAUAAGCAAGUCAGGGAUCUUUUCAAUGAUAGGAUAAUAAGCCAGAUUGAGAGAGAUGUGGGGUGUAAAAUCAGAAUGGAUGAGAAGUUCCUGUUUGUCAGUGGAAAGGAUAGGUUAAUAUUAGCCAAAGGUGUGGAUGCUGUGCAUAAAAUUAUUCAAGAGGGUAAAGGCAAACAUAGUCCAAGCAGUCCGAAACCGGAUCGCUCUAGAUCGCCUGUACGAAACACUACUGAGUUUCGACCCAGACACUCUGAUUCUCAUCGCUCACAUAGCCCCAGAAAUUAUGAUUCUCAACGGUCCCAUAGUCCAAGAAAUGCAUCACACUCUCAAAGUAAAGGAUACCAUAAUGAAAGGCAUCUAGAUGGUCGCUUACACAACAAUAUGCCCAGGUUUUCAAAAGGCUCUUCACAAGCUCAAGCUCAUGCCAACUUCGGAGCAAAAGGUCGUCCAGCCCAAUCAAAAUCUCCACGCCAUACCUCUUAUCUUGAUGAAUUUCCUAGAACACAUGGCGAGAAUAACCAAUUUGCUUCACACGUGCCCAAUGACUGGGGAAUUGAGAGGCAUGGAGCAGAUGGCUCUUCAAGUCUUAAGUUUGAAAUGCCAUCCCACCAACAGACCUUGGAAGAGCUUGAGUUGGAGUUUAAAAGGGAAGCUACACAAUUAGCUAGAGCUCGUGACCAAGAGGAGGAUGAAGAGAACCACAGGCAUCGAGAGUCGCUGAGAGUGAUUAGAGAAAAUUACAUGGAGAGAGUGAUUACCAUGAGGAAUUUGCAUUCAAGGAAGUGGGAAGAAUUUCUUGAACAAACCUUUAAAAGGCAACAAGCACAGCCUUCGUACACACAAACUGGCUAUCCAGGUUUUGAGCAGAGGACGACACAUAUCUCAGCUACACAUCAACCAAUGGAUUCAAAGAGAACAUAUCCAUAUGCUUCUGAUAGCUAUUCAGCCCCAAAGGCUCAUGCUGCAUAUGGUGAGUUUCAGCAUGAGAGGCAUGAUGAUCUUGGGAGGACCUAUGGGCGAUAUUAACUGUUUAAUAGUGGGUGAUUGUGUGAGGAAUCAGUGUCAAUGGUGUUCUACUUAGGCCCUCUUAGCACCUAUUGCUGUUAUGUAGCUUGAGAAGGUAAGAAUUCAUAUGUAGGCAGAACUCUCUUCCAGUUGCUUCUUUUGCAGCGUCUACAACCACAACGGACUGUGGAGCUGUUCCCAUGGAAUUCAGGCAUUGUAACAAGCUGCUUUGCAAUGAACUACACUGAAAUGCUAUAACAAAAAUAUUAACCUGUGUGACUAUUUUAUCUGCUUAGCAGAAAUCUCCCCGAAUUGGCGUUUGUGUGAACCUAGUAUUUUUUUUCCUAACUUGACAUGUCAAUAUGCUAGGUCUAUUCGAAUGGCUGUUUGCAUCA
Molecule: messenger RNA, 2002 nt
Organism: Sorghum bicolor (sorghum)
Lineage: Eukaryota; Viridiplantae; Streptophyta; Magnoliopsida; Poales; Poaceae
Exons: 7
Coding region: 222-1628 (468 amino acids)
Molecular function (GO): nucleic acid binding; zinc ion binding
Source: RefSeq, a predicted model, not a curated record